This is a messenger RNA of Fibroporia radiculosa, 2589 nucleotides long. RefSeq lists its product as uncharacterized. Lineage: Eukaryota; Fungi; Basidiomycota; Agaricomycetes; Polyporales; Fibroporiaceae. The record is from RefSeq and is a predicted model, not a curated record. Gene Ontology annotation, biological process: N-terminal peptidyl-methionine acetylation. Gene Ontology annotation, cellular component: NatA complex; cytoplasm. The transcript has 16 exons. Gene Ontology annotation, molecular function: protein-N-terminal amino-acid acetyltransferase activity; protein binding. Bases 1 to 2589 code for a protein of 862 amino acids.
AUGCCUCCCGCCACAGCUCUAUCGAAAAGAGCCCUACCGUCGAAAGAGGCAACGCUAUUCAAGGAACUGCUGAAUUUAUAUGAAACCAGACAGCUUAAGAAGGGAAGUAAGACGGCUGAUCAGAUACUCAAAAAAUUCCCUGAGCAUGGAGAGACCCUGUGCAUGAAAGGGCUUAUUCAAACGCAUUUGGGAAAACGUGAAGAGGGUCUCGAACUCGUCAAAAAGGGCAUCCGGCUCGAUCUCACCUCGCAUAUCUGCUGGCACGUCUUUGGCCUGAUCCAAAAGGGAGAGAAAAACUAUGAGGAAGCUCUAAAAUCUUAUACUCAGGCCUUAAGGUUUGAUAAGGAGAAUCUUAAUAUCUUGCGGGAUGCAGCGCAUUUGCAGACGCAAUUAAGAAUAUACGACGGCCUUGUUGAAACUCGCCAUACGCUUCUCAGACUCCGACCUGCGCUCCGUCAAAACUGGAUCGGCUUGGCUAUCGCCUACCAUCUGAACGGAAAUAUCGCUGAGGCGUUGAAGGUGGUGGAGCAAUACGAGGCAAUCCUAAAGAAUGUUCCAGAUUAUGACGUAGAACACUCUGAAGUUCUUCUAUAUCAUAUCCGGCUGCUUGAGGAUCUGGGCCAAAUUAAUGAGGCCUUAACCUUGUUGGACGUGAAUGCCAAAUCAAGAGCUAUCCUAGACCGUAUAGCGAUCAUGGAAUUUCGGGCACGGCUUAUGUCAAAACUUCAUUUGGACGACGCCGAACAUACCUGGCAGGCCCUUAUUGAGCAAAAUCCGGAUUGUCAUGAUUACUACAAAGGCUUCCUGUUGAAUCGGGGUAUCGAUCUUGAUGCAGUCACGGAUGAGACCCGUAGUCAAGCUCUGCAGUGUUUGCGAGAUUUUUCUGCACAAAUGCCCAAAGCAGGUGCUCCUCUCCGGCUGGCCCUCAACAUUGCGCAAGGCGAACAGUUCAAAGAGCUCGUCGAGCCUUACCUUCUUGCGGGUCUUGAGAAGGGUGUUCCAUCCCUAUUUGCCGAUGUCAAAGCGCUUUAUCGAGAUGAGCACAAACGACGAAUCAUCGAGGAUAUCGUAGAGUCAUACCGGGAAAAAUGCGCAGCUGUGACACCAGUGCCAGCAGAUCCUAUUUCAGUGGAUCCAACGGCAUAUCUUUGGACAUUGUAUUUCCUCGCGCAGCACCACUCGUCAUUGUCCCGACAUACACGAUCACUAGAACUGAUAGACAUCGCAGUAACGCACACUCCAACACUCCCUGAACUCUACAUGUUUAAAGGUCGUGUUCUUAAACGAUGUGGAGAUCCAUACGGCGCGGCUCGAUGUAUGGACGAGGCACGCGUCUUGGAUCUUCAGGAUCGCUUUUUGAACACGAAAUGUGCAAAAUAUAGACUGCGAGCAGGAUAUAUUGAUCAAGCUGUCGAGAUUCUCGGAUUGUUCACAAAGAAAGAUGCAUCAAGCCCAAGUGCUGAUCUUGAGGACAUGCAAUCACUGCUAUAUCUCACUGAAGACGCCGACGGUCAGCUACGAAGAGGGAACUUGGGUUUGGCACUGAAGAGGUACACUGCUGUACAAAAGGUAUUCGACGAACUCGAAGACGACCAAUUUGAUUUCCACGGCUACUCGCUCCGCAAAUUUACCCUCAAUGUUUAUUUAGACCUUAUUACAUGGGAAGACCAGUUGAGAUCACAUCCAGUAUACAUUCAUGCUGCCAUUUCUGUGUCACAGAUAUACGUUCGCUUGCAUGAUGAUCCUUCGCUGGGAACCUCUUCGGUCACCGCAGGUCUCACAGACGCGGAGAAGAAGGCUAAGAAGAAGGCUAAGAAAGCUGCGCAAAAAGUCCAAGAGGACUCCAAAAAGGGCGCCACAGCAACUUCCGCGAAUGAAGACAAGGGUCUAGAGCCGGGUCCCGCUAAGGACGACGAUCUGGAUGGAACUAAAUUGCUGCAGGCCCAAGAUGGUCUUGAGAAAGCAGCCAAGAUGCUGGCGCCGUUGAGCACGUUGGCAAAAGACAACGUCGAUGCGUGGAUAGCCACCUAUGAUGUGGCUGUGCGGCGUAAGAAAUACCUGCAAGCUGUGAAGGCGCUAAACAGCGCAAAGGCAUUGAGCCCUGAACACCCUGAAUUGCAUGUUCGAUUGGCGCACUUCCAGAAGACGAUGUCAUCAGCCCCCCAGCCACCACCAGAGCCAGUUGGAUCAGUCGUCUCAAAUGCAUUGGCGAGGCUACUUCCGGUAGAACUCUCCCUGGAAUUGUUCAAUGCACAGUACCUGCAGCGACAUUCUAUCGAUGCUGCUUCAAUUCUUGCUGCUGCCAAGGUUUCGCGCAUCCUGCCUGUCCCACGAGAAGAAAUUGAAAGUACGGUUUUCGGUAUCUUGAAUCCUGAUGUGAGACCAGAUAUCAAGACUGCCUCUCAAGCAGUCGCAUUCCUGCAAGAGAUACGAUCUCCCCGCACGGACGAGUUCAAAGUGGCUUGCGAUGCAAGGUUCGAGUUGUCGACAAUAUUCAAGUCUCCAAGUGAGAUAGCAGCUCUGCCAUGGAAGGCCGCGGAGGUUGACGUAGCCGCGGACACGCAAGGGAAGACAGAGAUGCUGGGUUAG